Xenopus laevis (African clawed frog) is the source of this 1077-nucleotide messenger RNA. RefSeq names its product jagunal homolog 1 S homeolog (gene jagn1.S). The transcript is spliced from 3 exons. Gene Ontology annotation, biological process: endoplasmic reticulum organization; vesicle-mediated transport; granulocyte colony-stimulating factor signaling pathway. NCBI's taxonomy places the organism in Eukaryota, Metazoa, Chordata, Amphibia, Anura, Pipidae. Gene Ontology annotation, cellular component: endoplasmic reticulum membrane. The coding region runs from base 350 to 901 and encodes 183 amino acids. The record is from RefSeq and is a predicted model, not a curated record.
UGAAAACUCACAACCCAUAAAACAAAUUCAAAUAGCACUUGAUAUCCUGACUCAGUGUAGUUUCUAGUAUUACCAACCUCACCCAUUUUAUUUAUUAGGUAAAUGCAAUCUCAUAUGACAAUUCCACAGAGCCUUGAGCAGUUUUUACUCAUAAAGCAGAGAUUGGGCACAUAUGGUUGUAUUUAAUUUACAAAGGACUACUGCACUGGGUCUUCUGGCAGCUGGUUAUGUCACUUCCGGGUGGACAAAUAUGGCGGCGGGAGCCGGGCGGAAGUAGUCGGGGAGAAACGCUGACUGGGCGGAUGUUGCCAUUGCACCGGGUUCAUUGAGCGUGGUUAUAAAAUCAAUCAUGGCCGCCCGUUCUGGCCCUCGGGCAACCGGUUCAGAUGGAAGCGACUUUCAACAUCGAGAGAAAGUAGCCAGCCACUAUAAAAUGAGCGCUUCUUUAAAGAAUAAAAUCAAGAAGCUGAUAUACGCCCACUUGGUUAUCUGGCUGCUGAUUGCCGCCCAGAUGUGUGUGUCUCAUUUUAAGUUGGUCUCCAAAGAUUUGGUAGCCAUGCCAUACCAAUGGGAGUACCCGUACCUUCUGAGCAUCAUCCCGUCGCUCUUUGGUCUCUUCUCAUUCCCACGUAACAACAUCAGUUAUCUGGUGAUCUCCAUGAUUAGUAUGGGACUCUUCUCCAUUGCCCCCCUCAUCUACGGCACCUUGGAGAUGUUCCCUAUGGCACAGCAGCUAUACCGCCAUGGCAAGGCCUACCGCUUCAUCUUCGGCUUCUCCGCCAUCUCUGUUAUGUACUUGCUCAUGGUGGUAGCCGUGCAGGUCCAUGGCUGGCAGAUCUACUACAGUAAGAAGCUGUUGGACUCUUGGUUCACAAAUACUCAGGAGAAGAAGAAGAAAUAACAAAACCAAGUGACUCUCUUGAGGGCCAAAGUACAAGGACAUUGCAGAGGUGCAUGGCAAGACAACUCUAAGGGGCAGAUUUAUCAAAGGUCGAAUUUCGAGUUUUUGCAAAUUUUUUUUACUCUAAUAAAUUCGAAUGUACUCACAACUCGAAUGUGAGUAUAUUUAAAGAAGAA